Molecule: messenger RNA, 2448 nt
Organism: Ectocarpus siliculosus
Lineage: Eukaryota; Phaeophyceae; Ectocarpales; Ectocarpaceae
Source: the annotation of a GenBank genome assembly
AUGAAGUUCAUUUCCCAGAGGAUGACAAGACUGUCUGCGACCGGGUUCGAGUUUUGGGUGGAAUGUGACGAAUACAACAGCUAUGCGCAAAGAUCGGCGAGGCAUACGAAGCUCCAGCCUCGUGCCCUGAGCAUCUACCAGAGGUACUUGAAGCCGGGGUGCGCGCCCAACAAGUUAGAGCUGGACGCAGAGACCUGCGAAGACAUCGCCGAGACCUUGUACACUCGGGGUAAGGCCGCCGGGGGGGGGGUGACCUUCAAGCUGUCGCGCGAAAACGAUGGCCUGCACACAAUUUUUCACGGAGCCAUGCGGAAGACGUUCCAAACUCUUCUGUUCGACUACCUACCGGAUUUCCUAGCCUCGCAGCCCGCAGACUUUUGGCAGGGUCUUGCAGACAUGGGCAGCAACGGGGAAGGGUGUCACGACGGGCUGGCAGGGGGAGAAACCAGGGGGAUAAGCGGCGGCCCUCCUGCCGAUGCAGAGCAGAGGGGCCAACAGCCCCCACAGAUGAACAAGGUCACGGCAAAGGACGCCUUUCUUGAGCACCCAAGGAUAAUGUUCCACAUCAAACGGUAUCUGGCCAGCCUGUCUUCUCUGGGAGCGAGAAAGGGCGGCAGCGUGGACGUCGGCGAUCGAGACAUGGGCACCAGGUGCCUUGACUGCCUCGAGCAGAUUCGUGACUUUCAAAAGGCCACCACGGCGGAGCAGAGGCGAAAGCGCUGGGCGGUGAUCCGAAUGCGGUACUGCGGGGAGGGGGGCCUCUCCGCCCCGACCUUGGACGCAUUGGCAAUGAGCGCUGCUGCCGACGGCAAGGACAACGGGGACAACAGAAAUCGACAUGACAGCAGGAGCAGAAUCCAGCCUUCGUCAUCACCAUCAGCGUCAACGUCGGAGGAGUACCAGCUGGCGAGCAUGCUGGACAAGGCACACGACGAGAUUGUGGACAUGCUCAUGACGGAGCACCUCGCGGGCUACCAGGGAAACGCGCAGCCGGAGGCACGCCGGAGAUACUUGGGAGGCAGUGGCAGCGUCAAAGGAGGCGCAAGCGGGAAGAGAGAGCCGAUCAGAGACCCAACCGCGCGACCGGCGAACGCCCAGAUACGAAAGAGGGAGUCCUACAAGCUUCCCGAGACGCUCCGGCACAGCAGCAGCGACGAGAAUUCUCCGCAAAGAUCAAACUUUAACGGCAGCAUUGGGAGCAGUACCUUCCGACUGAUCAGCCCGGGGGUGCCAAGGAGAAGACGUACCGAGGGGGAGGACGGCGUUAACCUUGGAGGUGGCACCGUUACGACAGUGGGAAAACCUCUUCGCAGGUGCACUACCGAAGCGUCAGGCAGUGCGUGGAGCAUACGGGGCCAAGAAAUCAGCGACCGGGAGACAUCCCGAUCGAGGCUAGCGGUACUGCCGCCGUUGAGUAAGGCAUCGAGCUUCCCCCAGGCCGUACACGAUGACGGUGCCGUCACGCCUCUCACCUCCCCUGUCGUCGGUGCUGAUCCUGGUGGGGCUGAUAUUGGCAGUAAAACCCACACGGGUGGUGGCGGAAACACCACGGGAAGCAAGGAGGAAAACGCUGGACACCAGAAUCAGCAGCAGCAACAGCAGAAGAAGAGGCGGCGGCGAUGCGAGCCUUUAGAGCACUCUCAUCGCACGGAGCAUCUCCUAUCUCUCGACCGAAAGGGCAAGUAUAGCCGGGGGUUGUGGGGCGCCUUUGAGCAGGUGAGAGUAGCAACAGUCAACUGGAAGGACGACGAACCCCACGACACAGGGGAGGGCAAGGAGGACGGAAAAGGAGGCGAACGCGGACAGGAUGGGUGGGACUUAGUUGGCCGAAAGAGCAGGGGCCUCGGGACAAGCCGCGGCACCCACCUCCCACGAAGCAAAGAUACGGGACGGAGAUACUCGUUCUCGGGACCCCUCUACACGAUCGCCAAGCGCGGUCGUGAGGAGAACACUCAACACCAACAACAGGUGAAACCUCGAAGCCAGUCUUGCUGCAGCGGGUUGGACAAUAUAGCCAGGUCCGUGGCCGCAGAGCAGGAGGCAGGCCCCGUCACGCUGACGGCACCCCGCCGAGCCAACAAGGGCAUGGUGAACCUGAUCGCCCCAUCGUCGCCUUCGCAGACUGGCGGCGGCACAGACGGCGACAGCAUCGUAGUCCUUCGUGCGAAGAGGGCGCGAUUGAUUUUCGACACGUACGUCUCGGAACAAGCGGAGAACCAGGUGAACCUGAGCUCGAGCUUACGUGAAACCGCUCGGCAGGACGUCGAGAAACUGGAGCGCGUUGCAGCAGCACCCAACGAAGGUAUGAAUUUUUCGCCAGCAAGUACUGGAGCCACCACGCACGUCGUUGGUCCAACAGCCUUGGACCCUCCCCGAAUACCGACGAUACCCACGAGGACCACCUACUAUCGGCGUUGUCCGGGUCACCAGGACGACCACCAUCAGUGA